CAAAUUUGCGACAGAUGAAUCACAUCCCUAUUUUACGCCCCUUCUGUCGUGUCAAAAGUGCAAAUCGCAUUAGUUACAUAAAAGCAGGAAGAUGACAGAUUCAAGAUACUUCACGACGACGAAGAAGGGGGAGAUCUUUGAGCUGAAAUCGGAGUUGAACAGUGACAAAAAAGAAAAGAAGAAGGAAGCAGUUAAAAAGGUCAUAGCAUCAAUGACAGUGGGUAAAGAUGUGUCCGCACUGUUCCCUGAUGUGGUGAACUGCAUGCAAACGGAUAAUCUCGAGCUGAAGAAGUUGGUGUACUUGUAUUUGAUGAAUUAUGCUAAAUCGCAGCCUGAUAUGGCCAUCAUGGCUGUCAACACAUUUGUCAAGGACUGCGAGGAUUCAAACCCGUUGAUACGGGCGCUGGCUGUACGCACCAUGGGCUGCAUACGUGUGGACAAGAUCACCGAGUAUCUGUGUGAACCGCUCCGGAAGUGCUUGAAGGAUGAGGACCCGUAUGUGAGGAAGACUGCAGCCGUUUGCGUUGCUAAGCUGUAUGAUAUAUCCUCUAGCAUGGUUGAGGACCAGGGAUUCUUGGACCAAUUGAAGGAUUUACUUAGCGACUCGAACCCCAUGGUGGUGGCUAAUGCUGUGGCAGCUCUCUCUGAGAUCAAUGAAGCCAGUGUCUCUGGACAGCCUCUGGUUGAAAUGAACGCGCCGACGAUCAACAAGCUGCUGACGGCGCUGAACGAGUGCACAGAGUGGGGGCAGGUGUUCAUCCUGGACGCGCUGUCGAACUACGCGCCGCGCGACGCGCGCGAGGCGCACUCCAUCUGCGAGCGCAUCACGCCGCGCCUCGCGCACGCCAACGCCGCCGUCGUGCUCUCCGCCGUCAAGGUGCUGAUGAAGCUGAUGGAGAUGGUGUCCUCCGACACGGAGCUGGUGAGCACGCUGUCGCGCAAGCUCGCGCCGCCGCUCGUCACGCUGCUCAGCGCCGAGCCUGAAGUGCAGUACGUGGCCUUGAGGAACAUCAACCUUGUAGUGCAGAAACGACCUGAUAUAUUGAAACAUGAGAUGAAGGUGUUCUUCGUAAAGUACAACGAUCCGAUAUACGUGAAGCUGGAGAAGCUGGACAUCAUGAUCCGCCUGGCGUCGCAGGCCAACAUCGCGCAGGUGCUCGGCGAACUCAAGGAGUACGCCACCGAGGUCGACGUCGACUUCGUCAGGAAGGCCGUGCGGGCCAUAGGCAGAUGCGCUAUCAAGGUUGAACCGUCAGCAGAACGUUGCGUCUCCACGCUCCUGGAGCUGAUCCAGACGAAAGUGAACUAUGUGGUGCAGGAGGCGAUAGUGGUGAUCAAGGACAUCUUCCGCAAGUACCCCAACAAGUACGAGAGCAUCAUCAGCACGCUGUGUGAGAAUCUGGAUACACUUGAUGAGCCCGAGGCCAGGGCUUCGAUGGUAUGGAUUGUGGGCGAGUAUGCAGAGCGUAUCGACAACGCUGACGAGCUGCUGGACUCUUUCCUAGAAGGUUUCCACGAUGAGAACGCACAGGUGCAACUGCAACUGCUGACGGCGGUAGUGAAGCUGUUCCUCAAGCGGCCCGCCGACACACAGGAGCUGGUGCAGCACGUGCUCAGUCUCGCCACACAGGACUCCGACAACCCAGAUCUCAGAGAUCGUGGCUUCAUUUACUGGCGUCUGCUGUCCACCGACCCGGCUGCGGCCAAGGAGGUGGUGCUCGCCGACAAGCCGCUCAUCUCGGAGGAGACGGACCUGCUCGAGCCCACGCUCCUCGACGAGCUCAUCUGCCACAUCAGCUCGCUCGCCUCCGUGUACCACAAGCCGCCAACCGCGUUUGUUGAAGGUCGCGGCGCGGGCGUGCGCAAGUCGCUGCCGGCGCGCGGCGCGGCCGCCGACGAGCCGCACGCGCCGCAGCCCACCGUCAUACCCAACCAGGAGUCUCUGAUCGGCGACCUGUUGUCGAUGGAUAUUGGCGGUCCACCUCCAGCGCCCGCACCUUCUUCCAACUUGGAUCUGCUGGCCGGUGGUUUGGAUGUUUUGCUGGGCGGUGGUCCGGAGCCAGCGGCGGGAGCAUCCUCCGGCACGACGGGCCUGCUCGGAGACAUCUUCGGCGUGGCCGCCGCGCCCGCCUGCUACGUGUCGCCUAAACAGUGUUGGCUGCCGGCCGACAAGGGAAAAGGUCUCGAAAUCUGGGGCACAUUCAUCCGUCAGAACGGUCAGCCUCGCAUGGAGAUGACGUUCACCAACAAAGCCAUGCAGGCGAUGAGCGGAUUCGCCAUACAGCUGAACAAAAACAGUUUCGGCGUCUAUCCUGUAGGCGGCUUGUCUGUGGGUGUACUAAGUGCGGGCACGUCGGCGGAGGCGCCAUUAGCAUUAGCCACUACAGGACCUGUACAACGCAUGGAGCCACUCAACAACUUACAGGUUGCGAUCAAAAACAACGUCGACGUGUUCUACUUUGCAUGUCUCAUCCCUGCGCACAUCCUGUUUACCGAAGACGGCCAGCUCGACAAACGAGUGUUCCUCACCACUUGGAAGGAGAUACCAGCUGCCAACGAGGUCCAACACACACUAUCAAACGUUGUCGGCAAUGCUGACACCAUCGCGCAAAAAAUGACCCUUAACAAUAUAUUCACCAUCGCAAAACGAAACGUAGAAGGCCAAGAUAUGCUCUACCAGUCUCUAAAACUCACCAACAAUAUAUGGGUCCUGUUGGAAUUAAAACUCCAACCUGGCAAUCCCGAAGCGACGCUCAGUUUGAAAUCGCGGACCGUGGAGGUCGCCACUUGUAUAUUCCAAGCUUAUGAAGCUAUUAUCAAGUCGUAAUCUCAUCGAUAUCGAUAUAUGUAUAUUUGGAUCAAAGUAUUCCCAUGUUAAAGACUUGGCAUGUAAAUUCCAUUGUGGUGUGAAUGUAACUGAGAAUGAGAGAUGGUUUAUAUAAUAGUAAUAAGCAAAUGUAACUUCAACAAUUUUUAUCGAUACUUUUUGACGCAGUAAAUAAUUCGAAAAUGUGGUUUCCUACCUAAUCUUGAAUAUCAGUUGAGCCACAAUAAAAUAUUAUUCAAUUUUGGCUUGUAUUGUCAAGUAAUCUAUUAUUAUAGUUAAUAUACUUAUGUUAUAAUGUAUUAAUGUUUCAUAUUUAAGUAUCGAUAUAUUUAUAAGAUAUGAAAUUAAAUAAGUUUAUGUUAAA
Messenger RNA from Manduca sexta (tobacco hornworm), 3191 nucleotides. It is a transcript of the gene AP-1-2beta, whose product is annotated as AP-1 complex subunit beta-1. The record is from RefSeq and is a predicted model, not a curated record. NCBI's taxonomy places the organism in Eukaryota, Metazoa, Arthropoda, Insecta, Lepidoptera, Sphingidae. Gene Ontology annotation, biological process: vesicle-mediated transport; intracellular protein transport. Gene Ontology annotation, molecular function: clathrin binding. Gene Ontology annotation, cellular component: clathrin adaptor complex; membrane coat. The coding region runs from base 92 to 2827 and encodes 911 amino acids. The transcript has 18 exons.